CGGUGAGGAUGCGCCGAGGUGUUAUACAUUACAGAUAAACAAACAUCUGGUGUGUUGCUUAGCGUGGAUGCGGCUGUAGUAAGCUUGUUUACGAACAACAGCCUCAGAGCAAGAAGGAGCUCCUGCCAGCCAAAGACACCGGGAGCGAGUGCUUCCUCAAUACAGUAGCACACUUUGCACCUUUAAGAUGUGUUCUUCCCUCCUCCACAGCAUUCUCGCUAUUUUCCUUAGAAGGAUAAGUUCGCUCCCUCCUCUCCCCACCCCCUUAUUUAUGUCUCAUAGCUUCUGGUUAGACUUGCUGCUGCCAGAACAACACGGGGACAGAGAGAGGAGCCGGGAUUGUGGCAGAAGACAGCCGGGUCCCCGCGCGCUGGUGCAGGACAGAGACGCGCUCCUUAACAUGUCCCAUCGCUCUCAUGCUUGAGUGCCACUGAUGCACUUGACAAGGCAGCUGCUGGCAUCUUCACAAGUCGAGGAUCCCAGGAACAUCUGGUUGCAGUAGAGAUCUCGUCUGUAAAUACAUUCUUCAGCACACGGCAUAUCACCAUAGCUGCGUAAUCCACCCGUGAGAUCACUGCAGACACACAUCACUUGCCAUCCUCCCUGACUGUGAAUGGAGAUCUCUGUUUACACCAAGAUUGCCUGAUCUCCAUUCUCUCAGGAUGGAGAUGCUAAGACGCUCAUCUGUGUUUGCCGCCGAAGUUCUUGAGGCUUUUGACAGAUCUCCCACUGAUAAGGAACUAGUAUCGCAGGGAAAGGCUCUUUGCAGAGACUUUAUUCAAGCUCGGCUUCAGCGAGCAGGUCUGGGAUGGAACAAACCAGAGCAUGGAAUCUCCUCCACGGCUGGUGGACGCAUGGCUGAAGUAUCCGCCAUCUUCCUGCGACUAGGGGAUGAAUUGGAAUACAUGAGACCAGCUGUGUACAGAAACAUCGCCCGGCAGCUGAACAUCUCUCUCGCCUCUGAGACGGUGCUGUCUGAUGCAUUCCUGGCCGUAGCAGCCGAGAUAUUCACAGCAGGUAUCACAUGGGGGAAGGUGGUGUCCCUGUAUUCUGUGGCGGCGGGUCUAGCCGUGGACUGCGUAAAACAAUCCCAACCAGCGCUGGUCCUGACAAUAGUGGACUGCCUGGGAGAGUUUAUACGUAAGACGCUUGUCACUUGGUUGAAGAGGAGAGGAGGAUGGACUGAUGUCACAAAGUGUGUCGUAACCUCGGAUCCUGGUCUUCACUCCCAUUGGCUGGUGUCCAGCGCAUGCAACUUCGGUCACUUCUUGAAGGCGGUAAUUUGCUUCCUGCUCCGUGAACGAUAACAAUCUGUUUUGGGAAAAUGGCCAGAUGCCAUCUAUAACGUCAGUGCUAGCUUUGAAAACCUUUCACCGCUGGACUGUGGAUAAUUCGAAUAGCCUCCUUCUUUAAACCAUGUUUCAGCCUGAAUGACGUCUGUUAACAGUCUCCAUGGCGAUUUUAAACAGGUUGCUGUUGUGCAUCAGAACGUGAAACAGAAUUAUGCUACUCUUUUCGUCUGAUAACAGGUCCGCUAUUUCAUCUAUCAAGGGAAAGUUGUGACGCUGCUAUUACCAGCACAACAUUGCUUGCUCCUUGGAGCUCUGCUGACCUGGCAGGACGUGAACCAUGACAUUUCCCGUACUUUGAAUGGACAGAAGUGCUAUUACUAGAUACGCAUUGAUCACAGAUGGCUCUUUGAAUAAUACUGGUUCCAUCAUUAUCCUUCCGCAGUCUGUAUUUUGAUCUGAAUGGCACCCAUUUUGCCAUCAUGAUAUAAUUUAAGGCGGAAUACUAAGGCGUAACUUAGGAACUUUCCCCAGACACUUUUCCAUACUUCUAAAUAUAUUUUUUCUUUUG
Spea bombifrons (plains spadefoot toad) is the source of this 1860-nucleotide messenger RNA. RefSeq names its product BCL2 family apoptosis regulator BOK (gene BOK). Gene Ontology annotation, biological process: extrinsic apoptotic signaling pathway in absence of ligand; regulation of apoptotic process; intrinsic apoptotic signaling pathway in response to DNA damage. The transcript has 5 exons. The record is from RefSeq and is a predicted model, not a curated record. NCBI's taxonomy places the organism in Eukaryota, Metazoa, Chordata, Amphibia, Anura, Pelobatidae. Gene Ontology annotation, cellular component: mitochondrial outer membrane. The coding region runs from base 663 to 1307 and encodes 214 amino acids. Gene Ontology annotation, molecular function: protein heterodimerization activity; protein homodimerization activity.